Molecule: messenger RNA, 2961 nt
Organism: Columba livia (rock pigeon)
Lineage: Eukaryota; Metazoa; Chordata; Aves; Columbiformes; Columbidae
Gene: DLK2
Product: delta like non-canonical Notch ligand 2
Exons: 7
Coding region: 249-1439 (396 amino acids)
Molecular function (GO): calcium ion binding; Notch binding
Source: RefSeq, a predicted model, not a curated record
ACACGCGGCGGCAGCUCCCUCCGCAGCCCCGCGCCUCCUAGCCCCGCCGCCGCCGCGCCGGGCAUGGCCGCCCCCCGCCGCCGCGCCCCGCGAUAGCCUCACGACCCGCCGCGUCGCCGAGUGCUCCAACGUUGCCUUAGAAGACGGAGCCUGGAAGGACAGAGAAGAGUGAGGUGACAAGUCCGUACAAAACUGAAUGUUUCAACUCAAAACUGCCAGGUGUUCAUCUCGGUGGGGCCACACUGACCAUGCUCAGGAGCUUCUGUCUCCAGCUCAUGUCCUUGGUUUGGAUCCUCUUGGCCCAUCACCAGCUUGCCCAAGGUGAUGACUGCAGCGAGCGCUGUAAUCUCGCCCAUGGUGGCUGUGACCAGGAUGGGAAGUGCAGGUGUGAUCCAGGCUGGGAGGGCGAGUACUGCGAGGAGUGUGUGCGGAUGCCGGGGUGUCUCCAUGGGACUUGCCACCAGCCUUGGCAGUGCAUCUGUCACCCUGGCUGGGCUGGAAAGUUCUGUGACAAAGACAUACACAUCUGCGAACGCCAGUCCCCAUGCCAGAACGGGGCUCAGUGCAUCUACGACCGAGAUGGGGAAUAUUCCUGCCUGUGUCCAGAAGGCUUCCAUGGGAAGGACUGUGGGAUGAAGACAGGGCCAUGUGAGAAGGCAGGGUCUCCAUGCAAGAAUGGGGGACAGUGUCAAGAUGACAACGGCUUUGCCAGCAACUUCACGUGCCGGUGCCUUGCUGGCUUUGUGGGGGCUCUCUGUGAGAAUGACGUGGAUGACUGUCUGAUGCGUCCCUGUGCCAACGGUGCUACCUGCCAUGAUGGGAUCAACCGCUUCACCUGCCAGUGCCAGGUGGGCUUUGAAGGACGUUUCUGCACCAUCAACAUCAACGACUGCGCCAGCCAGCCAUGCAAAAAUGGGGCAAAGUGCUACGACCGCAUCAAUGACUAUGACUGCUUGUGUCCUGACCGUUUUACUGGCAAAACCUGCGAGAUCCCCGUCCCUGAGCCCACCUGGGCUCCCCACUACUACCCUGCGAACCAUGAGAACGGUGUGGUGGUGAAAAGUACAACCAGCGAGACGCCAGGGGUGACACAGCCAGAGCCUGUCAGGACUGUGGUCACGGGGCGGCGUGUGGCCAACCACAGCGAGAAAGAGCCAGGGGGAGGGUUAUUGAAAAUCUCUGUGAAGGAGGUGGUGACCCAAAGGGACUCAGGACUGAGUGAAGCCCAGCUGGUGAUGGUGCUGGUGUUUGGGGUGCUGACGGCAGCACUGGUCCUCAUCACUGUCCUGCUAAUGCUGAGGAACUGGCACAGGGGUCGUCAGAGGUCGAACUGGUGCCAAAGCCCUUCGCAGGCUGCAAGGAAACUCCAAGACCAGGAAUGUCAGGUGGGCAUGCUCAACACCAUCCUCGUUGAGCCCAGGAAGACAACAGAGCUGUGAGCUGUGGGGACUUGGAGCUGGGCCCUGGCAGGUCGUUGUGCUGGCAAACCCCUCGAACUGCACCCUGGGGAGUGGCGCCGGCACAAGCCGGGUGGCGGAGAAUAGCUCCCAGGGCAGCAAAAGCAUCAAAGAAAGUCCAGGGCGUCGAGCAUUGGUGCAAUGGCCCCACCUGGGUCUGAGCUGUCUCCUGCCUAGCCGGUGCAGCCGGCACCCAUGGGCAUCCAAAAUCAGGGCCGCAUUGGGCCAGCCAUGCAGGGGGGCGGCCAUUGUGGCAGCCCACACCGUGCAGAACCGGCAGGGCCUGACAUGCGCUGACGUGAGCUCUCAAAACGGGAUGGGUAGUGCUGGAGGAGGGCAGAGCCUUUGUGCAAGCCCAAAUUCUGCCAGGCCCUGUGCAACUCCUCUCUGUGACUACUGGAAGGGUCUUUGUCCUCAUUUCCACUGGUGUUGGGAUGUUUCUUCUGGGGCUUCAGGACGGUUGUGGCCACAGGGGUCUCUGUGCCCUGGUACUGGAUAGAGUGGCUCCUGGCUGUUUCUAGCGGCUGCAGUUUCAGAUGCCAUGUCCUUAAGGAGCAAGGAGAUACCUUUACUCCCUGGCCUUGUGGUUCUGUCAGCCAGUUUGAAGAGACUCUGGAGAUCAUUUGGGGUUUCCUCAUGCCCUUCUUCUGCCCUGGUUGAUGCCCCCUCCUCUUGCUGUCAAACUUGGGGUUACAAACACAUUCUGUACUUACCUCCUGAUGAUCCAGGAGUCUUCUCCCCCAGCUUACCGAGCCAUCCUUUCUGGCCUGGCCACAAAUGACAAAGCUCCUUCCCCUGUCCAGUGUGCACUUCUGCUUCAUCGUUUGCUGAUGGGGAGGAGCACAGCCUGCUCCCCUCUGGAGUCCUCAGGGCUUUAGCUGGUUGUUCUCAUAUGUGAAACUGGAGAUGGACAAGACUGGAGAUGUGCUGCAGCUGGUUCAGGAGCAAUACAAGAUCCAGAUCCUCCUUUCCUCUCCCAGUCACUUCGAGGCAGACAGCUGGGACUAACCUCAAAUCAACCAUUCUAGUGUUUCUUGAUAAAACAAAGGCUGAGCUCCCCACAGUGGAUGUGAGGAGAGGCUACCGAGCCUGGGAUGACCAUAGGAAGCAGACCUGGCACUGCCUGCUCCAGCAUUUCUAAAACACAGCUAUGAGGCAGUAGAUGGCCAAGUCACCUCACCUUUGUUACUAGGUCUGCUCCUGCCUGUGCUGGCCCAGUGUGCAGCAAUCAGUGUGUCUCUGCCAGGGCCAGGGUUUUCUAUGCCUCCUUCUGGGCACAGAGGGCUAAGCAGUGGGGUAAAAACCCUGCAACCCAACCCCUACUACUGGCCUGUAGGGUUGCAGAGCUGAGUUCAAGAUGAAGGGAGCAGGCAGAGAGAGGAGUGAGCACUCAGCCAGGAGGGAGAACUGGGAGAGGGGACUGGGGCUUCAUCAGAAAGAUUAUUUUUUUUAAUACAUGGAUGAUGUACCUUUAUCAAAUAAAACAAAUACAAGCCCAGAAAAA